This is a messenger RNA of Synchytrium microbalum, 2625 nucleotides long. RefSeq lists its product as uncharacterized. NCBI's taxonomy places the organism in Eukaryota, Fungi, Chytridiomycota, Chytridiomycetes, Synchytriales, Synchytriaceae. Gene Ontology annotation, cellular component: membrane. Gene Ontology annotation, molecular function: hexosyltransferase activity. The transcript is spliced from 8 exons. The coding region runs from base 1 to 2625 and encodes 874 amino acids. The record is from RefSeq and is a predicted model, not a curated record.
AUGAAGGGUACUGUCGUUGUAGCAAAAAAGUGGCUAUGGCUUGGGGCUUUCGUAACUGCCUCUGUCUUAUAUUCGCUGCAGUUCGUAAGUCCUGGCAAUUCCGAUGGACCUCACCAAAUAGAAUCUCAUCUCAUCGCAACUCCAAAGAAGCCAUGUCAGCCCUGGAAGAUGAGGGGAAAGUUUGUUGCAUUUGAACAUCCUAUAGAAUCAGAAACAUCGCCAGGCUAUCCAUACAACACUAGUAGAUGCAUACAAGUUUUCAACCGGUAUCAUGGAACUGUCACUGCUAGGAACGCUCCCUUCCCGUAUCAAUUCAUUCCAGACGACGAUUGUGAAUUGCAAGAAUGGGAUCCUUUCGCAUUCCUUGAAAUGUUUCGGAACCGAGAGAUUACCAUAUCUGGAGAUUCUAUGUCUCAGCAAAUUUAUGUUGUCUUGAUUUGUGGACUAGAAGCACCAUUCUUUUCGAGCCAAAAAAAAUGGGAUCCUGCUCUGCUUCCUCAGCCUUCAGAACAGAUAAGUCCAACUCAUGCACAUGAAGGACGAAAGUGGUAUUUUCCCACCCAUAAUGUUACCGUCCAUCAUGUGUGGCAUUAUUAUUGGUGGGAUACGUACAACAAACCUGGAAGUCUAGACGCUAUCUCCAAUAGCUCAUUGUGGGCACCUAUGGUUGGACCGUGGUAUCAAAAUGAGCAAGAUCUCCGAUUGGAACUACAACAUUUCUUGUCAAACGGAUCGAAUCCAGAUAUCGCUCCAAAGCAACUGUGCGUGAUUGUCUUCGAGGUCGUCUUAUGGAUUGUCGCAUCUGCAGGAACGGUCCUGCUCAACAAGUACAUUUUGUAUGAGCUCAAUUUCCGGUUUCCUCUGUUUCUGACAUUAUGUCAAGCUCUAUUUGCCACUGCAGGAACGAGGGCACUUCGGAUCCUCACAAAACGUACUGAAGAGUUUGCUGUCGAGAGGAAAUCGACUAGUGAACUGACUUUACCAAUAAGCAUACUAUAUUCCAUCAGCUUGAUGGCAUCAAAUAUCGCAUAUCUUCACCUGACUGCUGCUUAUAUUGUUGUGCUAAAAGCAAGCACUCCAGCCAUAACUUUGAUCUUGAGGUAUUCAUUGCGUAAAGAAGGGGUGGUUUGGGCUCUUUUUAGAUCGAUGAUAGUGAUUGCAGGUGUAUUCUUCGUUACGUAUCCCGAGACCCAAAUACUGGUCGUCGCUUUAAUGUUUCAAGUGAUUGGGAUCAUUUCCGAGGCUGCCAGAAUCGCUAUAACUCCUCAAUUGCGUCCAGAAAGGCAAAUUGACGCCCUCCAGCUUCUUCACGAUCUCGCACCUGUAUGCGCUUGCGCGAGUGGCGUGGGAUUCUUGUUGUUGGAGGCUAGCCAUAUUUCCAUCAGCCAAAUCAAUGCACUUGGGAUACUGUUGCUGCUAAACUGUUUUGUGGCCUUUCUUGCCAAUCUCGAACCAAGUGUGAUGGCCGGGAAGGCUUCGACUGUAGUUGCGACGGGUGCCAGAUUUGUUAGAGAUGCCCUCGUGAUUACGACUUCAACCCUGUGGUGGUCUACAACCACAUCCGUAGUACAGAUACUCGGCUAUAGCAUUGUCAUGAUCGGGGCCCUGUGGUAUCCAGACCGUCAACGAGUCACCGUUCUAUUAGUUGCAAUGGUGCUGCUUCCAGCUGUCUGGAGUCUAUUUAACAACACGCUUGAUGUCAACAUAAGAGACGUCUCCAAUCCAGUAACAGAUAUAUAUAAUAGGCCAAACUAUAGUGAGCUGAUUCCAACCGCACCUGCAAGUUCGACACCACGGCCCUCUCCUUCACUGCCGCCGAAGAAGGCAAGUCCGUUACGGUCGUUAAUAGCUGGUCAGCGAUUAGCUCCAUCUGCAAAUAAAAAUUCGAGUAACCCCAAAGUGCUGCUAUUGGGUAUAUUUAGUACUGCCCAAAAGUUUGGACGUCGACAACUAAUAAGGUCGACAUAUUUGCAGCAUAGAACAUCCAGAACAGAUGUUAUAUUUGUAAUAGGCAAGCCAAAGAAUGAUGUCAUGGGUACUUACGUUGCCUUGGAAAACCAACUAUUCUCAGAUAUUCUUGUUUUAAAUAUCCCGGAGAACAUGAACGAAGGCAAAACAUACGAGUAUUUUGCAGCAGUAGGGAGAGAAUUUGGAGACGAUGAAUAUCUGUAUGUCGCCAAAACCGACGACGAUUCAUUUAUAUUGUUGCCGAGACUGGAGCACCGUCUAGACGUAGAAGGAGCUGUCAAACGAACAGGGGCUUACUUUGGACAUCAAUGGGACUUUUACAUGCAUGGUUGGGGUUACGGUCUGUCUUGGGAUCUUGUAAAAUGGCUUGCUUAUGAUCCUUAUCCGAAAGCUCACACCAUACCAGGCGAGGCAGAAGAUAAGCAAAUUGGGCUUUGGCUACGAGAUCAACAUAAGACUCAACACUUUUGGACAUUCGACAAGACAGAGUUUUAUGAGCCCCCUAGGGCAUAUCGAUCCGACUUUAAACGUAAUGUUACAAUGAAUAGUACAAUCUUGUUGCACAGUCUCAAAUCUGACAUUGACUUUAUCGUCUACACGAGAAUGCUCUUGUUGGAUAUUGUGCCGCCAGAAUAUAGAACUCAUUCAGCAAGUUGA